Messenger RNA from Morone saxatilis (striped sea-bass), 658 nucleotides. It is a transcript of the gene npy, whose product is annotated as neuropeptide Y. Gene Ontology annotation, biological process: neuropeptide signaling pathway; feeding behavior. Lineage: Eukaryota; Metazoa; Chordata; Actinopteri; Moronidae. Gene Ontology annotation, cellular component: extracellular region. The record is from RefSeq and is a predicted model, not a curated record. The transcript has 4 exons. Gene Ontology annotation, molecular function: neuropeptide Y receptor binding; neuropeptide hormone activity. Bases 87 to 386 code for a protein of 99 amino acids.
UAAAACCCAGCGCGCACCAAGCACCCAGAAGAGCAGAAGAGACCCUACAGGACAGCGCGCAAAUCUCCCUCUAAGCCUCUGGUAAUAUGCAUCCUAACUUGGUGAGCUGGCUGGGGACUCUGGGGUUCCUGCUGUGGGCACUACUCUGCCUGGGCGCCCUGACGGAGGGAUACCCGGUGAAACCGGAGAACCCCGGGGAGGAUGCCCCGGCGGAGGAGCUGGCCAAGUACUACUCAGCCCUGAGACACUACAUCAACCUCAUCACAAGACAGAGGUAUGGAAAGAGGUCCAGUCCUGAGAUUCUGGACACACUGGUCUCAGAGCUGCUGCUGAAAGAAAGCACAGACACGCUUCCACAGUCGAGAUAUGACCCAUCAUUGUGGUGAUGCUGUUACCCACUUCACUGCUGCCCCGCCGCUGCUGACAUUCUGACCUCUUCACAUCCGCCACCCCAUACCCUCCUACACCAAAUGACCACCCUGCCUCUGUCCCUUUUACCUCUAUGAGCCACCACGUAUAUUCAACCCCUCCUCCUUAUCCAUCGUCACUACUGCUUAUAGUAUGUGCCAUAAAAUUGUAAAUAGUUUAUUGAGAGUUAUCAUCUGUGAAACAUAAAAGUAAAGUGGGGGGGGGAGGGCAUGUUGAUUGUAUUGUAUAA